AGAGGUUAUCUCAGAGCCCGACGCGGAGCUCGCUGAGGAGAAGAAUCAAAGGGGUGAGACGACGAAGGAGGAGGAGGAGAAUUGAAAAUCAUUGAAAGAGAAGGGAAAGAAGUGUUUUUGAGAAUCACUGAGGUGUAGAGAGAGAGAGAGAGAGAGAGAGAGAGAGAGAGAGAGAGAGAGAGAGAGAAAAAUAUAGUUUUUUGGUUUUGGUUCCUGGUGAGGAACUCCUUUGCUCUGCUUCUUUUUGCCCAAAUGUUUGAAUUGAUAGUUUGGGAGCAUAGAGGAGUUAUCCACUUGUUUGGUUUCUCUUGAGGAAAUUGGAUCUCUGAAUCCAAGAUUUGUUUGUGUUUGUGAUCCUGAGUUGUGGAAUCAUGUUGGAAGGCAAGGCUUGCUUGAUCUCUAGAGCAUUGCCGAGCUCCUGCGAGCAGGAAUCGAAGUGGAUGUACAUGACUUAUGAACUGCUUGAACGGUCAAACAACAAGCGGCCGAUGAGCGAUGAAGUGACAGAUAGAGAUACAGGUGAAAAACUCAAGAGAAAGAAAUCUCCACAAAGUAUGGUUUCCCUUAAUGAUGAAGAGAUGGAUACCUCUACUCAUGAGAAUGAUGGAAAUGGAUCUGGUGGGGAGUUCUCUGACUCGAAUUCGCUCAUUAGUGCAAUUGGCAGGGACAAUUCAAUCAACUGCCUCCUCCAUUGUUCUCGGUCUGAUUAUGGUUCUAUCGCGUCUCUCAACCGGAGCUUCCGUUCUCUUAUUCAGAGCGGGGAACUUUACAGACUAAGGAGGCAGAUGGGGAUCACCGAACACUGGGUGUACUUCUCGUGUCAUGUUCUUGAGUGGGAGGCAUAUGAUCCAUAUCGUGGCCGGUGGCUGACUUUGCCUAGCUUACCCCAUAACGAAUGCUUUAUGUGUUCUGAUAAGGAAUCACUGGCAGUGGGCACUGAGCUCCUUGUUUUUGGCAAGGAAGUUACUUCACACAUUGUUCUGAGAUAUAGUAUACUUACAAACUCUUGGACAGACGGCGAGGCGAUGAACCAUCCUAGAUGCUUGUUUGGAUCGGCAAGCCUCGGAGAGAAAGCAAUUGUAGCUGGUGGAACUGAUGUGCAUGGAACCAUAUUGAGUUCUGCUGAGCUCUACAAUUCUGAGACACGGACUUGGGUUACCUUGCCUAGCAUGAAUAAACCGAGAAAGAUGUGUUCUGGAGUUUUUAUGGAUGGAAAGUUUUACGUAAUUGGAGGCAUGUCGAGCAGCACACAGUUGUUGACGUGUGGUGAAGAGUAUGAUCUUGGGAAGAGGACAUGGAGGGUCAUUCCAAAUAUGUCGUCAGGGCUCAAUGGUGCUAGCGGUGCUCCACCUCUUGUUGCGGUGGUUAACAAUGAACUAUAUGCGGCUCAUUACUCAGAGAAGGAGAUACGGAAGUACGACAAAGUAAAUAACAAUUGGAUCACUCUUGGGAGAUUGCCAGAGAGGCCAGUGUCGAUGAAUGGUUGGGGCCUUGCAUUUAGGGCGUGUGGUGAGCGGUUGAUAGUAAUCGGUGGUCCGAGAGCCUUGGGUGGAGGAAUGAUCGAGCUGCAUUCAUGGAUACCAAAGGAGGGACCUCCUGAGUGGAACAUGAUUGCAAGCAAGCAUUCAGGAAGCUUUGUCUUUAAUUGUGCUGUCAUGGGUUGCUGAUUGAUUUUUAUGACGCCAAAUGUAUCGUAUAUUCCCCUGUCAAGAGGGGAUGAUGUACAAGAUUGGCCUGUCCAAAGGCACCCAAUGGGUAAUCUCUGCCAUUUUGAGCUUUCAGAUUUUACUCAAGAUUUAAUAGAACUCUUGUUUUUAUGUAA
This is a messenger RNA of Dioscorea cayenensis subsp. rotundata (Guinea yam), 1822 nucleotides long. Its product is annotated as F-box/kelch-repeat protein At1g74510-like. Lineage: Eukaryota; Viridiplantae; Streptophyta; Magnoliopsida; Dioscoreales; Dioscoreaceae. Gene Ontology annotation, molecular function: protein binding. The transcript has 2 exons. Gene Ontology annotation, cellular component: nucleus. The record is from RefSeq and is a predicted model, not a curated record. The coding region runs from base 372 to 1667 and encodes 431 amino acids.